Messenger RNA from Anastrepha ludens (Mexican fruit fly), 5560 nucleotides. RefSeq names its product mitochondrial carrier protein Rim2 (gene Rim2). The transcript has 7 exons. Gene Ontology annotation, biological process: pyrimidine nucleotide import into mitochondrion. The record is from RefSeq and is a predicted model, not a curated record. Bases 1010 to 2074 code for a protein of 354 amino acids. Lineage: Eukaryota; Metazoa; Arthropoda; Insecta; Diptera; Tephritidae. Gene Ontology annotation, molecular function: pyrimidine nucleotide transmembrane transporter activity. Gene Ontology annotation, cellular component: mitochondrion.
UUAUGAACGAAAAGCUCAAAUAUAUUUCAAUGGAAAAUUCACCUUCCUCAAGAGUUGAUGUCGAACGCAAAACGCAACAAUACAGAACACAUUUUCGUUAAAAGUGCAAAGUGAAAAAAAAUCAUAAAAAAUAUAUAAAACGAAGUUAAACGAACCGUGUGGAAGAGAAAAUUGCAUAGCAAACGCAACUUUUUCUGCGCCUACAACGUAAACCAGUUGUGCACAUUUCUUCAAUAUAUGUAAAAUUGCAAUUUUUCUAGAAUAUUCUGUUGAAAUUUGUGCAAAAUAACCAUUUAGCUUAAACACUGUACAAUAAUCUGUUACGCUUUUCGCUGCGUUUUGAAAAAUAAAGCUGUUUAGGUGAAGGAUAAAAUCUGGUGAAGCAGGACGACCCUGUGAGCAAGGGGUGUAUUACAUAAGCGCGGCAGGAGGAAGUGUUUUUUCACAAUCUCUUGUGUAAUAAUAAUCUUCCUUCCAAGCUCAGAGUUAUAAAAGAUAAAGGCAAGGCAAAACGUGAAGCGGGCGGCACCUAAUGAUAUUUGUUGGUGCACGUUGCGCCCCCCCACACACUGCAUAGUGGUCAUACAAUUCACUUGCGAUUCAGUGCAGUGGCAAAUGAAAGAAGCGGCAUGUGUGUAGUGUAAUACGUCUUUUACUUGGCAUAUUUACGCGCACGAACUGUAUCCACAGUCAUCGUAACCUCUCGGCGGAUCCCGCGUGAAGCGCCGCUGCGCAAUUUCACAAUUCCCAGCCAUUAAAGGGUACAUUUGCGGGAACGUUUUCGAAAACGUGUCGUCUGUUGUUGUUGUUGACUUGUGAUCAUACUCUGUUUGCCGGUCCUAAUAAAACCUAUCUGCUAUUCAGAUUUGUUGUUUUUCCUUUUGCCGUGAACGACUAAAGAAGUUAAAAAACCGGCAACAGCCGGCAUAAUUUUUGUGUUCUCUAUUUCACUGUGCAUUGAAAUUGAAAUUGUACAUUCAAAAAGUGCGGAAAAAGUUAUCGUGUGAUUAUGUCCCAGAAUCAACGUGAUACGCUCAUACAUUUGGUAGCUGGCGGAACCGCCGGUACAGUUGGUGCUGUCGUCACUUGUCCUUUAGAAGUGGUUAAAACACGUUUACAGAGUUCAACUGCUUUUCUCGGGCCGACACGCCUCGAACCACCAGGCUCCACAAAUGGCUCCAGCGAAUUGCUUCGACCCGAACAGCGACGUAAAUUGAGCACAACCAUUUUGCGUAAGAGGUCACAGCCACAGAUAAUGGCUAUCUCACAUUGCGGCAUCUCAUCCACCUCCACAAAGUCAGUGAGUAUCGUGCAGUGUUUAAGGCACAUAGUACAAAAUGAAGGUCCACGCGCCCUUUUCAAAGGCCUGGGGCCGAAUCUCAUUGGCGUAGCGCCCUCCCGAGCGAUAUAUUUUUGCACCUACUCACAAACGAAGAAUUUCUUAAAUAAUUUAAGCUUCAUGCAAACCGAAUCACCGCAGGUGCACAUACUAAGUGCCGCCAGCGCUGGUUUCGUCUCGUCUUCACUAACAAAUCCCAUUUGGUUUGUGAAGACGCGCCUACAGCUAGACUAUAAUUCCAAAGUGCAAAUGACCGUGCGAGAAUGCAUCAAUCGGGUUUAUGCGCAAGGCGGGAUCGCCGCAUUCUACAAAGGCAUCACAGCCAGCUACUUCGGCAUCUGUGAGACAAUGAUACAUUUUGUCAUUUACGAGUUUAUCAAAUCGAAAUUGAUUGAAAUGCACAACACACGUCACGAGGAUGCCAAAUCAUCAAAAGAUUUUCUGGAAUUUAUGAUGGCAGGCGCCGUUUCAAAGACUGUUGCUUCUUGUAUUGCAUAUCCGCACGAGGUGGCGCGUACAAGACUGCGUGAGGAGGGUAAUAAAUAUAAUACAUUUUUCCAAACGUUGCGAACCGUCUGGAAAGAGGAAGGACGAGCUGGACUUUAUAGAGGCUUAGCGACGCAAUUGGUGCGGCAGAUACCUAAUACAGCCAUAAUGAUGGCCACCUACGAAGCAGUCGUGUAUGUGUUAACACGACGAUUCAAUAAUAAAAGCAAUGAAUUUUACGACUUCUAGAUUUGUUUUCCUUGCGGCCCAAAGCCCAAAGCAAAUGGAACAAUUGUCCGUUUAAUGUGAACGAGUUGAAGUACAACAAGAGCACACCACACACCUGCAUAAGCGGAAUACACUGUGUAAGUGUGUGUGUGUGUGAGGAUGUGUGUGUGUGGAUAUGUAUAGGAUACGUGCGAUGCAUAGUAUUUUAUUUUACAACUUUCUAUAGCUACAAAGUUACUAUGCAACUUUAAGGCUAAAUAAGAAGUUUAAAAAAUGAUUUCUAAUUGAAGUGAGCUUUUAGGCGCGCUUAAGAGUAGACGAUCGAAGACUGCAGAAUGCCAGCGAACAAAGCAUACAACGAAUUGACAACUAUUUUAGAAUAGCUAGAAAUUCCAGAAAUCACACCAUAGAUGGAAAUUGGUUGCUAUGAAAAGCUUUGCGCGCAAAUUUUAUUAUUACAAUUAUUGCUUUCAUAUAUUUCUUGAGUGUGUGUGUAGCAAAUGAAGCACAACAAUCAAGCAAUCAAUAGAUCAAUCGAAUGAGCGCAUGACAAUAUAUACAUUUCCAUAUGCAUGCACAUGUGCACUUGAUUAUAUUCCAUUUAGGAAACAAAAAAGGAAGGGCAACAGCUAAAAGCUACGUCUGCUCAUAAGUUAAACCUAUUCGAGAAGAAUAAAAUUUAAAAAAAAGUUGCUUUUUCGUUUACUUGCAAAUGCAAAAUGGCAAUUAUUUGCAAUUUUGAUUAUCUUCUUUUUACUUCAAUGCUUUAAUUUUGCCUUAUCCAUCUACAAGUACAUACACACAUAUAUAUAUUUGAAUUUGUUGUGAUCUAUAUUUUUUCCUCAGAACUAUAGGAUACUUAUAGAUCUAGUGACUAGUGUAAACAUACAAUGUGCUUUUAAAUGGAACCCAAAACUCUAACACACACGCACCUAAACUUGAAUUGCUUAACAGUUACAAAAGAAAGCAAUGUAUGAAAACGUAUGUGUGUAUAAACAUGCACACUGUAUCAUAAAAUUUAAAAAUAUUAGUUGUUAGUGUCAAAUAAUUUAAUUAUUCCACUUUAAUUGUUAACUAUAAAUUAUUUACGUUAUUAGUUAACUGAGUGGCUAAGUGAUGGAGAGCGAUAAAUUUUAGUUGGAAAUAUCAUAUGCAUAUAUAUAUGUAUUUAUAUAUAUAUAUACCUAUAUAUAUAUUUACAUUCAUUAUAUAUAUCUAUGUAAAUAUGUAUGUAUAUAACUUGGUUGAGAACAGCAAGUCUAAACACAUAAACGUUUUUAAUUCAUAGGUCAAAUACAUUUCAGUCAAUGCGUAUACAUACAUACAUACAUACUCAUGCCAUAUACAUUUUAGUUAGUUAAGAAUACGUUUGAUUGCAAGAGUAAGUGAUUACUUUAAUGUUCCAAGAAACAAAACAAACAUACAUAUUUAAUAAUAAAUAUAAUUAAUAAUUUUGUGCAAAUUAUCGACCAUUUCAUAAAGAGUUAUUGAUUAAAAUGGGUGCAAUUCAAAAGCCGUAACCAAAAAGUAAAUUAUUUUGUAAUUUUAUAAGUUGAGAGGAAAUUUUAUUUUAUAUAUUUCACAAAAAAAGCACCAUUUGAAACAAAACUGAGAAAGAAAACAAUGAUUAAGGCUGCUAUAUUGUUAGAUUGCAAAUAAGCUUUUAAAAUUGUUAAACCGAGAAGAAGAAGAAAUAACAUGAUUACUCAUUGAGUAUACUGUUAAAUAUGGUAUAAAUUGGCACAAAAUAUUUAUGCUUUGUAAAUAGUACCUAUAUAAAUGGAAAGAGAUGUGAUUGAAUAUAUGCUAAUUUUUGAAGUCAUAACGUGAUUUUUAGAAUCCUAAAAACGCCUAAAAGUAGACUCGCAAAACUUGCUUACAAGAUGAAAAAAGUUCAUAUGAUACGUGAUCAGGAUUAUUUGACUCAAAUUUUUCGUCGAAUUUCGAUUAACCAUUAGCGAAAAAAUCAUUAACUACGCCAUAAGUUGACGUGGUUAACCGGAUAUGUUAUUGAUAGGUUGAAUUGACGCCCUUUAAUGUAGCUGAGACACGAAUGUUGUAGGGACAUCACUCUCGGUUGAUCUCGUAAAUUUUUGCUAACCAUAAAUUGAAUGCGACAACAAUUCAUAAUUGAAAAACAUGCAACUUGGCAUUUUAAUUUGUCUUAACCAAAUUACGGAAAUAUAAUAUUUACAUUUGCAUUGCAAUGUUGGAGUUACGGUACACUAGACAGGGCUAGUUUACUGGGGCGGCAGCUCUUGGUCGGGAAAAACCCGAGUCACUCCGAUAACGUAGAACCGGCUGCCAUGGGAAUGAUGCAAUAUUGGUUAAUUUGGCUGAACUAUGAAAUGUUGGUUAAUUUGCCUCUUUAUUAAUUUGCCUUUCAAAGGCUGAACUGUGAGAAAAGGCAAAACAAAAAAAAAAAGAACGUUCGAUAACUGACGAAAAAUGUGUUUAAUCAUCUGCAAAUCUACUUAUAGGCUCACAUUCUUUUUUGCAGUUCUACAAUCUUUGUGUUACUUGUAAAGUCAACGUCGUCCAAAAAGUCAUUGAUUUGUAUAUAAAUGCAUAAUAAAAAGCUAAAAAAAUAUCGCAAUGCAAUGCCUUGAAAAACAUAACAUAUGAUUAAUAAAUAAAAAGAAAUAUAUAUAAGAAACUUAUUAAAUAUUACACCACAAAGUCCUUAAAGCACAACUGUAGCCAUAGGUAAAAUUAAUUACUGAAUUUUUCUCAAAGUGUUUAAUUCAGCAAAAAUAAUAAUAACGCGUUUUAAACAUAGGCAAGACAAAGUUGAUGCUAAAAUUGGCAGGGUUUAGGAACAUUGGAAGCCCAUAAGAAUUAAACUGAAUUUUUUCAUCUUUGUUUUUUUUUUUGUUAAGCCAAGCUUAUUUCGUGUAUGUACCUUUUCACCAUUUUUCCACCCUUAAAAUGGGGGUGGAUUUUCAAUUUUACUAGAAAUUCACAUUUUUAAGUGUUUUUUAAGUUGAUAGAAAUUGGAUGUUUUUUAACUGUUUAAUGCAUAUUUCCAUACAAAAAUACAUAAUUUAAGUAUAAAAUUAAUACACACCCAUUUAUAUAUGCAUAUAUAUGUGAACAUUUUCAUGUUAAUUGUUUUAGCGUGGUAAGCGUGUAUUUUUCGAUUUUGCUUUAUAGCAAAAUUUGCUUAUAAAAUUAUAUUAAAGUAAAAGAAAUACUGAAAAAAAAGAUGUAACUAAAAAUUAAUAGGCAGAAGAUGUUAUUGUAUUGUAACUGGGAAGCUAGCUGGAAAACUGAACGAUGAAUGCGAAUAAAAGAACUGUGAAUUAAUUUGUAAUCAGUGUAUUUUACAAUACCUACAAUUGAAAUGAAAUAAAAAUUUUGUUUAAAUAAAAGUUUUAUUUUUCAAGUCAUUCAUUUUUAGUUGGGGGGAAGUUGAACAGGCGAAGAAAACACAAAAUAAAAAUAUAGUAAAACGUAUAACAAAAAUUCACCUUUUGUUUUUGCAAGACACCUGAAAUCAAUGAUAAA